GNGCGCCAGUACAGGAGCAACCACCAGCCGGUGCGUAUACAGCGCGUGUUGCGCCAGUACAGGAGCAACCACCAGCCGGUGCGUAUACAGCGCGUGUUGCGCCAGUACAGGAGCAACCACCAGCCGGUGCGUAUACAGCGCGUGUUGCGCCAGUACAGGAGCAACCACCAGCCGGUGCGUAUACAGCGCGUGUUGCGCCAGUACAGGAGCAACCACCAGCCGGUGCGUAUACAGCGCGUGUUGCGCCAGUACAGGAGCAACCACCAGCCGGUGCGUAUACAGCGCGUGUUGCGCCAGUACAGGAGCAACCACCAGCCGGUGCGUAUACAGCGCGUGUUGCGCCAGUACAGGAGCAACCACCAGCCGGUGCGUAUACAGCGCGUGUUGCGCCAGUACAGGAGCAACCACCAGCCGGUGCGUAUACAGCGCGUGUUGCGCCAGUACAGGAGCAACCACCAGCCGGUGCGUAUACAGCGCGUGUUGCGCCAGUACAGGAGCAACCACCAGCCGGUGCGUAUACAGCGCGUGUUGCGCCAGUACAGGAGCAACCACCAGCCGGUACCGGCGAACACUCCUAAUGUGCGGGUUGUCCUGGCAUCAUCGUGGCGCAGCGGAUCAACCUUACUAGGCGAGGUGGUAUCUGCACAUCCCGGCACCUACUACCACUACGAGCCUUUCAUGUCCCAUGGUGUACGACAACUGCAAGCGGCCGACCUGGUUGAAGUGAACAACCUACUGCACGACUUAUUCAAGUGUGACUAUCGACAUCAAGAAGACUACCUGCGUUUUGCUUUCAUGAACGCCGACGUGUUCUCUCGCAACAGCAGACUGUGGGCGAUGUGCACUGCUUUGCCACGUACCAAGUGCUACGCUCCGGAGAUUCUGGGCAAACUGU
Molecule: messenger RNA, 895 nt
Organism: Hyalella azteca
Lineage: Eukaryota; Metazoa; Arthropoda; Malacostraca; Amphipoda; Hyalellidae
Exons: 3
Biological process (GO): N-acetylglucosamine metabolic process; sulfur compound metabolic process
Molecular function (GO): N-acetylglucosamine 6-O-sulfotransferase activity
Source: RefSeq, a predicted model, not a curated record